Molecule: messenger RNA, 543 nt
Organism: Suillus plorans
Lineage: Eukaryota; Fungi; Basidiomycota; Agaricomycetes; Boletales; Suillaceae
Exons: 3
Coding region: 1-543 (180 amino acids)
Biological process (GO): protein import into nucleus
Cellular component (GO): nucleus
Molecular function (GO): small GTPase binding; guanyl-nucleotide exchange factor activity
Source: RefSeq, a predicted model, not a curated record
AUGUCCAACCGCCAUGUUCCAGUGAAUCUUUUUGGUGACAAUGGGAUGAGGGCCAAUCUACCUAUAAAUCUGAUCAAUGUCGCAGACACGCAGGAGAUCCCAAACUCCCAGGAAAUAUUCGUGUACCGUGACUCUGGUGCAAGCAUUAUUAUCGACAUCCUCCAAAAAGUCGAUAUCGAAGAUCCGGAAGCGGCAGCAAAAUUCCACCUCGAUGCAAUAGCAGAGGACAAUGAUUCAAUGGAACAUAAUUCCAUCAUUAUUCAAAGACCCAUCACCAAUGAACUUUCUCCAAUUUUGCUCGACGGAGGUCAGGUUCUACAGAAGGCCGGGUCAAUCCACCACCUUCGCACCCUAUUUUCUCUUUUCCGAGUCAAAGGAAAGAACCACGAUGUCGUUGUCUCGUUCAACAUUCCGAUUGGAACGGGACAAGGCCGUGGAAGAAAUGGAGCCGUUACGGUGGAACAGGAACAGCUCAUCGUAUCGGAUUUCUUCAAGGCAGUAGAUUCUCUGAGAGUUGUCGAUUACAACCUUUUCGCAGUCUAG